Molecule: messenger RNA, 698 nt
Organism: Antrostomus carolinensis (chuck-will's-widow)
Lineage: Eukaryota; Metazoa; Chordata; Aves; Caprimulgiformes; Caprimulgidae
Product: DNA repair protein XRCC3
Exons: 4
Biological process (GO): resolution of mitotic recombination intermediates; t-circle formation; double-strand break repair via synthesis-dependent strand annealing
Cellular component (GO): Rad51C-XRCC3 complex; replication fork
Molecular function (GO): four-way junction DNA binding; ATP binding; ATP-dependent DNA damage sensor activity
Source: RefSeq, a predicted model, not a curated record
UUAAGAACACUGUGUGUAAGAGCCCUGUUGUAAUAAUAGAGGUGGUUUCCUUGACUAUAGGAGCUGUCUACAUUUGUACAGAAGAUGUGUUCCCAAGCAAACGUUUGCAACAACUCAUAGAUCAACAACAUAAGCUGCGUGCGGAUGUUCCGGCUGAAAUCAUACAGAAGAUCAAAUUUGGAAACAGUAUUUUUGUUGAGCACGCAGCAGACUUAGAUACCUUUCACAACUGCAUUACUAAAAGGAUUUCCCUCCUCCUCACAAGAGGCAUGGUGCGGUUGGUGGUCAUAGACUCUAUUGCUGCUUUGUUUCGAUGCGAGUUUGGAGUCUCAGAUUCCGUGAUGAAGGCUCGGUAUUUGCAGACGUUUGGAGCACAGCUUCACAGUUUAAGCACUAGAUUCAGGACUCCAAUAAUGUGCAUUAAUCAGGUGACCGAUGCAGUGAGUGAGUCAGAAGCUGCUCAGUGCAGUUGUAGUGCAGUGGAUAAGAGAGUCACUCCAGCACUUGGAAUAACCUGGGCAAAUCAACUGCUAAUGAGCUUGAUGGUCAGCCGGAUAUCACAACCUGAACAAUCGCCUGGAGCUGUGUCACACCACACUGGAAGUGUGAGGACUCUAAGAGUAGUUUUUGCUCCUCAUCUCCCUCCAUCCUCCUGCUACUAUACAGUAAAAUUGGAAGGUGUAAAAGGAAUAAAAUAA